Molecule: messenger RNA, 834 nt
Organism: Pecten maximus
Lineage: Eukaryota; Metazoa; Mollusca; Bivalvia; Pectinida; Pectinidae
Product: histidine N-alpha-methyltransferase-like
Exons: 7
Coding region: 1-834 (277 amino acids)
Molecular function (GO): methyltransferase activity
Source: RefSeq, a predicted model, not a curated record
AUGACCGGGAAAAAGCUGAUUGCUCGACAGAUAGUCAUAGAGCAAGAUAUUAUUCCUCGGGUUCCAUAUGACUUUACCUUAGUUGACCUCGGAAGUGGAGACUGUUCCAAAACGAGAUAUGUUAUAGAUGAGCUACUGAAAAGACAACAGAACCUUUCGUUUUUCCCUGUUGACAUUUCUAGAGAAUUUCUUUUGAAUUCUACAAAGAAACUGAGAGAAGAAUAUGCUGACUCGCUCGUAGUUACACCUAUAGGUGCGGACUAUCAACAAGGAGUAGAGCAACUGAAGCAAUUUAAAGGCCCUAAGCUGAUACUUUGGAUUGGCAGUAUGAUUAAUUUGCCUUAUGACGUUCAGGUGGAUACUCUCAGGAUGAUCUUCACUAUUAUGACAGACAAAUGCCGACUAGUCUUUACUGGUGACAUCACACAGGAUAGAGACGCUAUUCUUAAAGCCUACCAUGACGACGAAGGGUUAGCGCAAUGCUUCAUUGAAUAUGCCAUCACUCGCCUGAAUAAAGAGGAAGGCAGCCAGAUUGAUCUCGGGAAGUUCACAUAUCAGAUGGAUUUUAUCUCUGACCAGAAUCCCAAUCAUAUGAGCUACGUCACAGCUUACUUGGAAGCAAAGGAAGCUGUUAACUAUCCGAUACCCGGACUUGGUAUCGACUUGAUAAUGACCAAAGGAGAACGACUCUAUUUUCACGAAGGUGUUGGAUUUAGCUGUAAAUAUACACUGAAGCAGUUACAAAACAUUGCACAGAAAGCUGGACUCAUACUCACCAACACCUGGAGUGAUGGACAGAAACACGCCGCGUUUUGUUGUUGUACAACCGUUUAA